AUGGAUGAGACAGGCCCGGCACAUUCAUGGCUCCCAAAGUUCAUGCGGAAGCCUAAGUCGCCGACGUUUUCCUCGGAUGACACUCCCCCAAAUGAGACUUCGACAUUAUUGCCUAGGGGAACAAAAGACUCUGAGCAACCGGAGGAGCCAGAAAACGGAGAGAUCUACGAGCUUCUCGAUCCUCUCAGUGGGUCAAAAUCGCCAUGGAGAGCGGUUCUGAACGAGUUCAAGAUUCUACUGAAAGGUUCCAUACCAGUGAUCUUGGCCUACACACUGCAAAACUCGCUACAAACGAUCUCAGUUGUAAUAGUAGGCCGCGGAUCGCCCGAGGAUUUGGCAACUGCGGCCUUCUCGUAUAUGUUUGCUAUGAGUACAGCCUGGCUUAUUGCGUUGGGCGGAACAACCGCAUUGGAUACUCUAUGCUCAUCUGCUUUUACCGGAAGCAACGACCCGCAUAACCUUGGCGUUCUCCUCCAAAGAGCUUUUAUCAUCUUAGGAGGGUUCUAUAUUCCCGUAGCAAUACUCUGGUUCUUUUCUGAGCCGGUGUUCAAGGCUUUGGGACAAGGUGAUCAACUCUCACAUGAUAGCGCCAGGUUUCUGUGGUGUCUCAUACCUGGUGGCUUGGGCUACAUAUACUUUGAGUGCAUCAAGAAGUAUUUACAGGCGCAAGAAAUCAUGCGACCAGGAACCUAUGUUCUACUGAUCACCUCACCAAUAAAUGCUGGUCUCAAUUUCCUUUUCGUUUACACGUUCAAAAUGGGCUUGCUCGGAGCACCGGUAGCAACCGGCAUCUCUUACUGGCUAUCCUUUCUUCUUCUACUCGCAUAUGCACGUUACGUCAAAGGCUGGGAGUCUUGGGGUGGAUGGUCCCGAAGAUGCCUGCACCACAUGGGGCCGUUUGCCCGGCUUGCCACUCUCGGAAUCAUCCAUGUCGGCACGGAAUGGUGGGCAUUUGAGAUCGUGGCCCUGGCGGCUGGCCGACUUGGCACGAUCCCUUUGGCUGCUCAAAGCGUCAUCAUGACUUCAGACCAGGUCGUGAACACCAUUCCCUUUGGCGUUGGGGUAGCAGCUAGCGCGCGAGUGGGUAACCUGCUGGGUGCUAAAGACGCCAAAGGGGCGGCGAGAGCAGCAAAUACGGCAGCUUGGCUGAGUAUGAUCUUGGGGACUGUGGUCCUGGUUAUCCUGAUGGGUAGCAAGGAUCACUUCGCCAAGAUCUUCAACGACGAUGUUGAUGUUGUCAAACUGACCGCGGAAGUUCUACCCUUCGUCGCUCUGUUCCAAAUCGCAGACGGCCUCAAUGGAAGCUGUGGCGGCAGCUUACGCGGCAUGGGCCGACAGCACAUUGGAGCGGCGGUCAAUAUUAUCAGCUACUACUGCGGUGCCCUUCCACUAGGAAUCUGGCUUGCAUUCCACGGAUGGGGUCUGAAAGGAUUAUGGGUGGGACAGUGCAUUGCUCUGUACCUGGUUGGGAUCCUCGAGUGGAUCAUCGUUGCGUUCAGUAACUGGGAUCAUCAGGUCAAAAAGGCGUUCGAAAGGAUGGACGAAGGGGAUAGGACGGAGAAUGGGAUUCCGCCUCCUUCCGAUGGUGACGCUCGUUGA
Messenger RNA from Letharia columbiana, 1599 nucleotides. RefSeq lists its product as uncharacterized. The record is from RefSeq and is a predicted model, not a curated record. Gene Ontology annotation, cellular component: membrane. Gene Ontology annotation, molecular function: xenobiotic transmembrane transporter activity; antiporter activity. NCBI's taxonomy places the organism in Eukaryota, Fungi, Ascomycota, Lecanoromycetes, Lecanorales, Parmeliaceae. The transcript has 2 exons. Gene Ontology annotation, biological process: xenobiotic detoxification by transmembrane export across the plasma membrane. The coding region runs from base 1 to 1599 and encodes 532 amino acids.